Molecule: messenger RNA, 1354 nt
Organism: Urocitellus parryii (Arctic ground squirrel)
Lineage: Eukaryota; Metazoa; Chordata; Mammalia; Rodentia; Sciuridae
Gene: Ca5b
Product: carbonic anhydrase 5B
Cellular component (GO): mitochondrion; cytoplasm
Molecular function (GO): carbonate dehydratase activity; zinc ion binding
Source: RefSeq, a predicted model, not a curated record
UGACAGCCCAGUCUGUGGGUCCCGGGUCCUGAGAGGCAAGCGGGCUAAGAGGUCAGUGCUGUAAGGAACCGUUCAGGUUUUGAGGUUCCUGCAAACUAUUUGGAAACUGACAGAGAUUUCCAGCUAGAGAUGGUGGUGAUGAAUAGCUUGAGGGUCAUUCUUCAAGCUUCUCCAUGCAAAUCACCAUGGAGAAGUUUCCAGGUUCUUCAGUCCAUGCCAGUGAGGCCCUGCAGUCUCUACACCUGCACUUAUAAAAGCCGGAACCGAGCCUUGCAUCCACUCUGGGAGAGUGUGGACCUGCUUCCUGGGGGUGAUCGUCAGUCACCCAUCAAUAUCCGGUGGAAGGACAGUGUUUAUGAUCCUGGCUUAAAACCUCUCACCAUCUCUUAUGACCCGGCUACCUGCCUCCACGUCUGGAAUAAUGGGUACUCUUUCCUUGUGGAAUUUGAAGAUUCUACAGACAAAUCAGUGAUUGAAGGAGGACCCCUGGAACACAUCUACAGACUGAAGCAGUUCCAUUUUCACUGGGGGGCAAUUGAUGCCUGGGGCUCUGAGCACACUGUGGACAGCAAAUGCUACCCAGCAGAGCUGCACUUGGUACAUUGGAAUGCAGUCAAGUUUGAAACCUUCGAGGAUGCUGCGCUGGAAGAAAAUGGUUUGGCUGUGAUAGGAGUAUUUUUAAAGCUAGGCAAACAUCAUAAAGAGCUACAGAAGUUGGUGGAUUCUUUGCCAUCAAUUAAGCAUAAGGACACCCUUGUGGAAUUUGGGUCAUUUGACCCUUCCUGCAUGAUGCCUGCCUGCCCGGAUUACUGGACAUACUCUGGGUCUCUGACUACCCCUCCCCUCUCUGAGUCUGUCACCUGGAUCAUUAAGAAGCAGCCAGUAGAGGUUGAUCAUGAUCAGCUUGAGCAAUUUCGGACCUUGCUUUUCACUUCUGAGGGGGAGAAAGAGAAAAGAAUGGUGGACAACUUUCGCCCCCUUCAGCCCUUGAUGAAUCGUACUGUCCGAUCAUCCUUCCGCCAUGAUUACGUGCUGAAUAUACAAAAGAACCCCAAGACAAUUGCCAGCCAAAUGACUCCCUAAGAUGUUCAUAUCUAGGCAAUAUUUUGCUUUAAUACAUAUUAGCUUUAAAAAAUUGUUAACUAGACUAUUUUAAGUACCUUCAUUUUAAUAUCUUUAAAUAUAUAUUUCUUUCUCUUUUUUUUAGCAUUUCAAAGUCACUAUCCCAGCAAGGCAGGGACAGGGAAACAGAACAAUAGAAAAACAACUGAAUAGUUAAUACGGGGUUACUUUAAGUUACAAUUUUUUGUGUGAAAGAAUUAAGGCAGAAUUACUGCUUGAACAAUGCCAUGGU